Molecule: messenger RNA, 777 nt
Organism: Trypanosoma cruzi
Lineage: Eukaryota; Euglenozoa; Kinetoplastea; Trypanosomatida; Trypanosomatidae
Exons: 1
Coding region: 1-777 (258 amino acids)
Source: RefSeq, a predicted model, not a curated record
AUGGUGGAGCUCAUCAUAGACACCAACGCUGAUAUUGACUUGCUUCUCCGUGAGCUUCAGCGACUGAACGGGUCGCUGAAGAAAAUAGAUGCAGGGCGAGGUGCUGUUCUUCUUUGGGGUGAAAUUUACAGUGACUCCACUCUCCAGGACUUGUUUCAGGAGCGUCUGGCGAGUGUGAUGAGUGCCGCUAAGAAGCAACGUGCCAUUCACUUUCCCCGCGAGCGUUUGUUGAUUGGAAACUACGAGGAGGUGGAGGUGGAGUUGUUGGCGCCGCACCUUCGCAUCCUGCCGGAGAGCGCGAUCCGCAGCAAGUCCAAGCAGGAGGAGCGUAAGGCGGCCUUUAAGGAGGCGAAGUUGAGGGCACUCGAGGCGCACAAGGAGAAAAUGCUGAGACUUGCCAUGCAGGGCAUUGAUUUGCCGAGCGGAAAGAGUGGACGCCCUCAGACCACAGCUGGUGGUGCGGCAGAAAGGGUAGAGGAAAACGGUCUUAAUCCACCGCCAGCUCCUCCGAUUGGCGGUGACGGUGGGGACGUUAUUGCAGAAGUAGAAGGUAAUAAGAGUGAUGAUAAUUUACUGCCACCGCCACCGCCACCGCCGCCUGCGGAUGAUGAUGACGAUGAUGAAUCGGAGAGUGUCGAAAAGGAGGUCGACGAUGACGAGGAGGACCCACCGCCGCCGCCACCGCCACCACCAGAAGAUGACGACGAUGACGGAGAGGAAAGCGAUGAGGAUGACGAGGACGAUGAAGAUCCACCGCCACCGCCACCGCCGGAGUAG